GUAUACCUACGCCGUAUAUCCUCUCCCCCCUCUCUUUCUUCCCUUCUCUCUACCAAAAACCUUCGGUCUCUUGGUCGCCCAUGGCGAGCUCGAUCGAGCCCUAGACUUCCUUUCGAACCACGCGAGGCCCCAAUACCCCAGAAUCCUAGCCCCAUUUCGCUUUCCGCAAUUCCACCGGCCUUUGGAUCCUUCGCGAGGACGGCUUCCUCGCCAUCGCUUGAUCUCCAAGCACCAGAUCCAGAAUUAGGUACGAGCGUGGCGAGCUGUCCCUCUUCCCCCUGCACUCCCUCUCCACUCCUAGGGUUUCAGUUCCAGUCUUCUCCUGAAUCUAGCAGGAUCGUCCCGGAAGUCCAGCCGCCGGUGCUGAGGUCUCAGAAAGGAAAUGGGCUACAUGAUAUUGGUCGUGUGGCUCGUGGGAGAUAAUUAAAGACGAAAGGUGGUGUUUUUAGCUGUUAAUUAGCUGAUUCUGGAACAAUGUCGAGGAUUCCGAAGUGGAAAACUGAAAAGACAAAAGUGAAAGUGGUUUUUCGACUACAGUUUCAUGCUACACAUAUUCCUCAGCCUGGAUGGGACAAAUUAUUUGUGUCCUUCAUCCCAGCUGAUGUAGGAAAAGUGACUGCAAAGACGAACAAAGCAAAUGUGAGGAAUGGAAACUGUAAAUGGUCAGAUCCAAUCUAUGAAACUACAAGACUUCUGCAAGACUCAAGGUCCAAAAAGUAUGAUGAGAAGCUCUAUAAGCUUGUGGUUGCCAUGGGAUCCUCUCGGUCUAGUCUUCUUGGGGAGGCGAACAUCAACCUUGCCAACUUUGCAGAUGCACUGAAGCCUUCCUCUAUUGCAUUACCUCUUCAUGGUUGCGACUUUGGGACAGUUUUACAUGUCACAGUACAGCUUCUCUCCUCCAAAACUGGCUUCAGAGAAUUUGAACAGCAAAGGGAGCUCAGUGUAAAGGGAUUUCAGACAACAUCAAGCCAGAGAAGUCAUGAUCCAGCCGAAAUUGUACCAGCUUCAUCAGAGGUUGCCAGUGACCUGACAGACAAGGUUAAUGCAAGGGUCAGGUUCAGAGAAGAUUUUGCAGGGCUUCCCUCACUUGAAGAGGCAGGGGAGUCAAAUGAAGAUUAUGAAGACUCAGCUGCGGGAGUUGAUGGUUCAUCAUACACAUCAGACAGUUUAUAUGCUGAAAAGAAUGAUAUUCCCAACACACAUGAAAUCGAUAACUUUAAGAGGACAAUAUCUGGUGAUGUAGGUGAGUUUACCCUCGGUCAGAUUCAGAGCCCUAGACCCGAGAAAGAGGACCAGCAUGGGAGUCAGCUUUCUACGCAAGGGAGCACUGAUUGGAGACAUGGGUGGAGUUCAGACUACUCUGUUGACAAUGAUCUAGCCACGGCUUAUGAAGAAAACAACAGACUCAGAGUAAGAUUGGAGGUAGCUGAGUCAGCUUUUUUACAGCUUAAAAUGGAAGCAAGGUCAUUACAACACAUCACUGAUGAAUUAGGUGCCGAAACACAAAACUUGGCUCAACAGCUUAGUGUUGAGCUUGCUUCUGGAGAACAGCUGACUAGAGAAGUCUCCUUAUUAAAAUUGGAGUGUUCAAAACUUAAAAAUGACCUUGAAGAAAUAAAAUCUGUUAAAGUCAAGCAGCAAAUUCCUGAAAGGAGAAAUACUUUUCCACCAAAGAUGACAUAUGACUUGGCAGAUACUUCAUUUGAUGACAAGCUUGGGGGUAAUGUUCUUUCUGCAGAUCAAGACUGUAUGCUUCAUAAUUUGCGGGUCAAAUGGCUCCAGGAUCUGUUACUUAUUGAGGAUAAAGUUCGAGAAAUUCAAAACAAGGCUUGCCUCGGAUGCCAUGGAAGUGAUUUUGAUUUUCUUCAUGGUGAUUUUGAGGUUCUAGAAUAUGUUCUCAAUAAUCUUAAGCAAGGUAUUGUUAAAGGAGAGGGUCUAGAAAGAUCUUGCAGCGACUAUCAUUGUCCAGAAGUUAUGGUUCAUGCUUUAAGUGGUUCUCAUCAAGUAUUCCAUGAACAUGAGCCUCUGAGGAAGAAUCUUGAUGCUGCAACCAAGAUGGAGGAGAAAAUGUGUGAACUCUUACAGAAACUGGAGGAGUCCAAAACUGAGAAGGAAAAUCUCAUGAAAAAAAUGGACCAGAUGGGUUGCUACUACGAAGCAUUUAUUCAGGAAGUUGAGGCUAAUCACAAGCAAGCACUAAAGGAGCUGGAAACCUUUAGAAAUGAACAUUCAUCUUGUCUUUAUACAAUAUCUGUUCUCCAAGGUCAGAUUGAAGAAAUGAAUGAACAGUUGAUGAGGUUCGCUGAAGAUAAGGAGAGCUUAGAAUCUCACGGCAAGGAGCUUGAGAGAAGGGCUAUUGCUUCAGAAACCGCCCUUAAAAGGGUUCGUCAGAACUACUCUGUAGCAGUUGAUCGUCUACAGAAAGACCUCGAAUUACUCUCUUUCCAGGUUUUGUCCAUGUAUGAGACAAAUGAAAACCUUGCAAAGCAAGCCUUCACAGAUUCUCCUCAACUCUUUUAUGAGCAUUACCCUGAAGAAAAUUCAGAAGAGGCACGAUCAUGCAUGCACAAGGAUCAUGUGUUGACUUCAUUUCACCAGGAGCAGUCCAAGCCAGUUUUUGCUAGAAUUCAGGCUGAAACUGUAUCUACAAAAGCUGAACUUGAAUCAUCUCUACUGCAGAAUGGUGUAUCAGAGCAUAUCAGCUACAAAAUGGAUGGUAAAGUCUCACAGACAGGCAUGCCCACAAACAUUGAAGUGCAACUCAAGGAUGAAGCAUAUGAACGUGAAAUUAUUCAGGCGAAGAAAGAUUUUGUAUUUUGUGUUAAUCUGUCUCCAGAGACAGAGAGAAACAAAAAACUUCCUGAAAGAUUCAUCAGCCAUAACUCUAAGCAUGAUCCUCAAUUACCUCAUAAAGCUGAACCUGUUCAGACAUGUACUGAAGUAGGCAACCUCCAAUUGGAUGAUGAAAAUAGCAUAGAAGAGAUGGGGUUAUCGUUUCAUAAGCUGAAAGAGCUUCUCUCAGAAACAGAAGCUGAACUCUCAGAAAUGAAUAUGCAUAACAUGCACUGGAAAGUUUUCUCAGAGGUUUUACAGGAAACUCUGUGUGAUGUAUAUGACGGGAUAAGGCACUUGAAGGACAAGAUGGUCGAACUUGCACAGCAGCUAGAACAUUCAACUGACAUGAAGGAAUUGUUGAUGCUGAAGCUGGCAAAUGCAUUGGAUGAGGCCAGAAUAUUGAGGGAGGAUGAAGCUAAUUGCAUCUCUAAAUGUGAUGAUUUGUCAAUGAAAAAUCAGAUUUUGGAAGCAAAACUGGAAGAUGUCUCAGAAGAGAAUAAGUUUCUUACUCAAAAUAUUGCAGAGCAUGAAAAAUUGAUUCUGGAAUACAGAGCUUACGAAAGUAAAUAUAAGUCUUGUGCUGAAGAAAGGAAAGAAUUUGAAAACUUGCUAAAAGAAGAAAGCCGUCAAAAAAGCUGUCUUCAGAAUGAAAUUAGCUCUAUGAUUGAUGACUUCAACGCAUUGAAGGAAGCAUUUGAUCAGCAGUUCUCUGCAAAUGUUGAUCUGCAGAAAACUGUUACUUAUCUUCAGGAGAAAUUGGUGGAUUUAUGCUCCAGUUUGAUUCAUUCCAAUGAGAAAAUUGAUGGCCUUGCUUUUGAUGGCAUAUCUCUACAACAUGAUCUGGAAAACAAGAACUACAUAGCUGUCUUCAUAUGUUUCAAGCAGUUCCAGCAAGAAGCAUGUAAGAAAAUACUACAGUUUCUUCAGGAGAAGAAAGAGAUGGAAGAACAAAGAGAUAUCGCUAAACUUUCACUACAUAAGACGGAAUCACAAAUUGUUUCCAUGAAGCAGAAGUUUGAAUCUGAUCUAGAAGAGAUAUCGGAGAAGCUAGAUUUGUCCAACACCUUUGUAGAAAAGCUUCAACUUGAAUCACAAGACAUUGCAGAGAAGCUAAAGAUUAGCUCAGCUGCUGAAGAGAAAAAUGCAUCAGAAAACAGAGAGUUGUCAUCAAAACUUGCAGUUCUGGAAAUUGAACUACAACAUGCUACUGAUGAAAACAGGGAUCUUGCUCAGAAGCUGCUGGUAGUGGGGAGUGUCAAUGAGGAACUUGAAAGGACAAAAAUCAGUCUUAUGAAUUGCAUGCAGGAGAAAAGAGUGUUGUUGAUGUCUGUACAGUCCGGAAAUGAGGCAUCCGUUCAGAUGGAAAAUGAGAUUAGAAGUCUAAAAGAAACUCUAAAACGUGCCCAUCAAGAUCUGCAGAUUGAAAGAAGCUUGAGAGAGGAAUCUGAGGCUGAAGUCACAAGUCUUAUAUCACAACUGAUGGAGAAAGAUCAGCAGUUGCUAUCUUUUGAAGAACAUAAGUCUCAAUCAGUCCAUCUCAAGAAAAGGGUUUUGGAUCUAGAAACUGCAAAUAUUGGGUUGCAGCAUCUUCUGUUGCAGAAUGAAGAAGACCAAACAAAAUUAGAAGAUGAGAAUUUGUUUCUUUACAAUAAAGUUGCCACUGUGGAAAAUCACUUGGAAGCUAUCCUUGAAAAUUCAUUAGCAGCUGAAUUUAAAGUUACCUAUAUGAGAAGUCAAUUCCACACCAGGAUGCAGGAGCUUGUUCAUCAACUCAAGACAUUGGAGAGGGACCUUCAGGAGCUUCAUUUAAAACAUGCAGAUGCUAAAGUCUUGCUAGAAACACAUAUGACUGGUAAAGCACAAUUAGCUGAUGAAAAUGCAAGACUAUCCACAGCUCUGCACUCAUUGAAAUCUGAAUUUGAAAGUAUUGUUUGUGAAAAAGAAGGCCUUCUGGAUUACAUUAACAAAUACAAGGCAACAUCUACAGAAGAUGAAGAUAAGAAGGCCAGAGCUGCGGCUAUUGGAGCUGGUAGUCUAGAAAGGCAAAAGUACGAAGAUGAAAUUUGGCAGCUGAAAAAUAUGCUGGCCAGUUUUGAAGAAGAGGUGGAUAAUUUGAAAAUGUCUAGAUGUGAGUUAGAAAUUAUGGGAAUAAUACUCAGAUCCAAAUUGGAUGAACAGCAAAUGCAGAUAUCAUUUCUUGAGGAAGGUGUCCAUGAGUUGGGGAAGUUAAGAGAGCAACAUAAUGAGCUCAGUUACAGACUCUCUGAACAGAUUUUGAAGACCGAAGAGUUUAAGAACCUGUCUAUCCAUCUUAGAGAACUGAAAGAUAAAGCAGAUGCUGAGUGUCAUCAAGCUCGUGAAAAAAGGGAGAUGGAGGGAUCAUCAUUUGCCAUUCAGGAAUCACUGAGAAUUGCUUUUAUCAAAGAGCAGUGUGAGUCUAAGCUUCAAGAGCUGAGAAAUCAAUUGUAUGUCUCUAAAAAAUAUGCAGAAGAAAUGCUAUUGAAAUUGCAAAAUGCUCUUGAUGAAGUUGAAAGCAGAAAGAAAACUGAGGUUGCCCUUGCAAAGAGAAUUGAGGAGCUGUCAAUGAAAAUCUCAGACUUGGAAACUGAACUACAGACAGUUACGACUGAUAGAAGAGAAUUGGUCAAAGCUUAUGACAGAAUGAAGGCUGAACUGCAGUGUACUAUGUUGAAUCUUGACUGCUGCAAGGAAGAAAAGCUAAAGCUUGAAGCUUCUUUGCAGGAGUGCAAUGAGGAAAGAACAAAAAUCAGAAUUGAACUCGACUUGGUGAACCAAUUUUUAGAGAACAUGAUGUCAACUGAAGAUCCCCAGUCGCAAGGAGACCAUGAAUCUAUUAUUGGCAAAUCUACAUCAAUUGAGCAACUUUUGGGUGAUAGUGGUUCUGGUUUAUCAGCUGUCUACCAAGGGGCACGAAAUUCUAGAGGUAGCUGUUCUGGAAAAGAUACUGUAACCACUGCUAUGAUGGAACCCUUAGAAAAUGUUGUCAAAGACAAAGUCCUAAACACAAGUUCUAUGUUAAGCUCAUGUGGAGAUUUGGAAGAUGUACAGCCAACAUGCAGCAAUGCAAGUUCGCAUCUGAGUCCUCAACCAAGCUCACAGGUCUUACAGGAUACCAGAAGUGCACUUGAACCAGAGAUUGUGUUGAAGAAUCAUACAGAAGGAAUUGCUGGUUUCGAGGAGCAUAUCAAAGAACAGCAAAGAUUGAAGGCUGGCAUGGAGCUCCUUCAAAAAGAGUUGGAAAAGCUGAGGAAUGAGAAUUUGUCUUCUUUGCUUCCAUUAGAAGAUCAUCAUUUGGAUCCUUCCAUUCAGCAUUUACAAAGAGAAGUGUCACAUCUAGACAUGGCAAAUGAACAUUUGAGAAGCAUUUUUCCUUCGUUUAAAGAACUUCCUGGCAGUGGCAAUGCAUUGGAAAGGGUUCUUGCAUUGGAAGUUGAGCUUGCAGAAGCACUGCAGACAGAGAAAAAAUCAGACAUUCGCUUCCAGAGCUCAUUUUUGAAGCAACAUAAUGAUAAAGCAGCAAUAUUCCAAAGCUUCAGAGACAUCAAUGAACUAAUACAUGAUAUGCUUGAGUCGAAGAGGAGGCAUGCUGCUGUAGAAACUGAGCUGAAAGAAAUGCAGGGCCGAUACUCGCAGCUUAGCCUGCAGUUUGCUGAGGUGGAGGGAGAGAGACAGAAGCUCAUAAUGACACUAAAAAACAGAGUACCUAAGAAAUCAUAGUCUGUUGAUUCACUAAAGCCAGGGUGCAAAAAGCAAGUGCCAGGGUGGACAAAGCAGUGACAGCCAAUUUCUCACCAAGUGCUGCUCCCCUUUUCGAGAAGAGAGAAUAUGAUACCUAGACCAGCCUCCAUAUUUUGUAAAGGAGAUGAGGGCAGCAGGUGAAGCAUAGUCAAGCAUAGAAUACCUAUCUACUGUAUAUAUUUGAGUGUAAGCUUGGUCUUGAAGCAUCAAUGGCUGAGGCUUAUUUGGGUUGUGUAAAUAAGAUAAGCUGCUGCUUGUCUCGGUUAUGCAUCUAAACGAGCUGAUUCAUAUGUUCCAACCAAAGUCUGAUAUAUGAUUUAUUUCUUGUAUACCUCAUGUAAUUCCUUGUAUUUUACAGCAAAUAUAGAAAUUUGUUAUUGAUCUUGUAGCAUUUGCAAUUUAAUUUGCUUAAAAA
Messenger RNA from Elaeis guineensis (African oil palm), 7009 nucleotides. RefSeq lists its product as uncharacterized. Lineage: Eukaryota; Viridiplantae; Streptophyta; Magnoliopsida; Arecales; Arecaceae. The record is from RefSeq and is a predicted model, not a curated record.